UGGUGGUGGUGGGGGGGAAAUGGGCCGGGCCGGGCCUCUGCGAGGGGUGUGGUUGGGUAUAAACCGGCGGACAGUGGGUUUCCUGUUGUUGUCCCCGGUUCGAAGCCCUCUGUCCCGGCGUCCUCCACUCCUCCGCUCUCCACUCGCCUUCCUCUCGCCUCCUUCCACUCGCUCCUCGGCGGGACUCUUCCCCGACAGACUCCGUCCUUUGGGAGCGCCGCAGAAGCCAGACACCAUGCUGACGUUUUUGGCGCUGGCGUCUGUUGUCCUGCUGGGAAUCGUCCCCGAGCAGACCCAGGCCAUAGUGAUUUACACCGGGUGGGAGCGCCACGCCCUGCUGGGGUCCGACGUCCGGGUUUCCUGCUUCUUCUUCUCCUGGCGCUGGACAUCGGAGGACGUCACCUUCUCCUGGACGUACAGGCCCGACGGCUCCCGGGACAGCAUCUCUAUCUUCCACUACACCGGCGGUAUGGCCUACGUGGACAACAUGAGCCCCUUCAGGGACCGCGUGGAGUUCGUGGGGAACCCGGGCCGCCGCGACGGCUCCAUCCUCAUCAAGAACCUGGACUACGCCGACAACGGGACCUUCACCUGCGACGCCAAGAACCCCCCGGACAUCGUGGGCCGGCCCUCCAGCGUCCGCCUGCUGGUGUUUGAGAAGGUGCCCAUCCAGGCCGGCGUGAUCACGGGGGCCAUCAUCGGCGUGGUGCUGGGCCUGCUGGUGCUCAUCGUGGUCAUCUACUACCUGAUGAGGUUCCUGGUGGCGCGCCGCGUCUUCAGCCUCAGCGUCAGCAAACAUGGCAAGAAAAAGAAGGAGGGAUCACAGCAGAGACAGGGCCCUGCGCCUCCCGCCGACCCCUCCAAGGUGAAGGCGGCCUCCUCGGAAAAGAAGAAGCAGGAGUCGCGCAAGGAUAAGAAAUAGGAUUGGUGGAGGGGCGGGGGCGGCCUCGCCGGCCUCGCCGGCCGGCUGCUUCGGCCCGCCCACCCGGCGGCGUCCGAGGCCCCGCCCCAACAGCGGCAGCAGCAGCAACGAACCGUAGCCGGGAGGACGGAGGGGGUUGGAGGGGAGGGGGGCCGGGUGCUGAUGACCAUCGAGCUGGAGCUGUCCCGCGGGGACGGGGAGGAGAGGCCCGGCGGCGAGGGAGGGAGAGGGAGGGUCAAACCGCCAGGCUUCCUCUCCCGCCUCGCCAACCAGCUCACGUUCGCAGAGUAGAGCGACAGGCGCCAUUUGAAGACAGCAGGGUUUGAUCAUA
Messenger RNA from Gasterosteus aculeatus aculeatus (three-spined stickleback), 1253 nucleotides. It is a transcript of the gene mpz, whose product is annotated as myelin protein zero. Gene Ontology annotation, cellular component: plasma membrane. The record is from RefSeq and is a predicted model, not a curated record. Gene Ontology annotation, biological process: myelination. Lineage: Eukaryota; Metazoa; Chordata; Actinopteri; Perciformes; Gasterosteidae.